Molecule: messenger RNA, 755 nt
Organism: Laetiporus sulphureus 93-53
Lineage: Eukaryota; Fungi; Basidiomycota; Agaricomycetes; Polyporales; Laetiporaceae
Exons: 4
Coding region: 206-721 (171 amino acids)
Source: RefSeq, a predicted model, not a curated record
CUCAUGUCUCUUCUUCUUCUGCCUCCCCCUCCGCCAUAUCUGUUUAUCUUCUUCUGCCUCCCCCUCCGUCCAUCCCACCGUCACCUCGCUGAGUUUGGAAAACAUAACGCUACCACUCGUGACUCACCAACACGGGCGCGUUCCACAACCUCCUCCUCUGGCUGGCGCUCUCCCAGCCGUUUGAGAGUAUGGCUCUUGAUCCUACAUGGCUGCUCAAUCGGUCCUGGAAAUAUACUUGGGUCGACGCGGCUAUAUGAGCCUAUAUCUAACCAUGCCAGAAAGGACGAGGCAUAUUGUCUCUGUGGCGACCAAUACGAUCUUGAUCAAUGUCAAAGUUGGGAUUACUGAUGGUUAUAUCAGUAAUGGGUCAAGACGUAUUGGUGACGAUUGGCCCUCCCUCUUGCAGGCUGGCCUUAGCGAUGGAGUAGGUACCACCGUGAUCAAUCCGGGCAAUUCAAGUCAAACCUACUCUUUCUCUCGAGGCCAUUGUGUUCUCGUUGAUAUCGAUCCCAGCACAACGAGUGACACCAUUGUUGGCGGGCCAGGAGGAAAGAAAGGCUUUUGUACGGAUGUCCGUUCAAUCUAUUCAGCUUUAUUGAACUUUCGGGCACAUUCUCGAACAUUUGUAAUAUCAAUGCUGCGGAUCGUAUUGAUGACGGGUUUACGAAUACAUGGCUACGUCCCAAGCCGUUUUGCCAUCUAUCUUCAGCUGUUGAAAUAAUACUUCCCGUCUUCACACAAAGUGACAAAUUCCC